Drosophila ananassae is the source of this 5339-nucleotide messenger RNA. It is a transcript of the gene Ddr, whose product is annotated as discoidin domain-containing receptor 2. Gene Ontology annotation, biological process: multicellular organism development; cell surface receptor protein tyrosine kinase signaling pathway; protein phosphorylation. The coding region runs from base 624 to 3911 and encodes 1095 amino acids. Gene Ontology annotation, molecular function: ATP binding; collagen binding; protein tyrosine kinase collagen receptor activity. Gene Ontology annotation, cellular component: signaling receptor complex. The record is from RefSeq and is a predicted model, not a curated record. NCBI's taxonomy places the organism in Eukaryota, Metazoa, Arthropoda, Insecta, Diptera, Drosophilidae. The transcript is spliced from 16 exons.
CACGAAACGAGGGCUUAACAGAGUGGAAGCUCAUAGCGGCGAAGUGGCUCGGCUCGGACGAUUGUGCACUCAGGGCGGAUGGUUAAUCAGGGAAAAUAUUUAGAGUCCUUGCGAAACUUUUGCUGAAGUAACGUGUCGUCGCGCGUUUGGCAGCGACUGUGUUCGUUUCUGUUCUCGUAAUCGGCGUAAUCGAUUGCCGGCUAUCGUCGUCGGUUAUCGUGUGGGUGGGAUUCUUCGAUGAUUCCUAAAAAGUACAGGUGACUCCGCAGGACGACCUUCCCGGAACCCGGAACCCGCAACCCACAACCCUCAAACCGCUCAUCAGUCGAGUUAUCCUGGCUAAGGCAAUCCAAAAGUUUUUGCCAAAAUUUAGUUAGAUAAAGUUAAACGACUCCUAAUGUCAAUUUAAUUAUGUGAAAACAAAAGUCGCGACCGAGUUUAUUGUGUUUUCGUGAUUUUUUCUCCGGUUCUCUGAUUAUCUGGAUCUGGCGGUAAAUGGAUUUGGAGUUGGAUUUGGAUUGGGGUUGAGGGUAGAGUGAAAACAACGAAAUGCCGAACAGACCAGCAGAUUUACUAACGUGAGAAGAAUCUUGAAGGGAAUCAGAAACAGAGAAAAAAUCAAAAUGACGGCAAUAAAAUUACAACGAUUGAAGCCCCAUCGUUUCACACAGCCGACCUCUCCCAUUGAUUGCCCGGGAAUAAUUGAGGCAGGACGCGGCAAGGACGCCUAUGGAGGAGCACAGUUUGCAACAAAUUAUUUCAAAAAUUGCCACAUUAAGCACCAUAGUAUUAAUAAAAGUAAAACUUUAUGUUGGCUGGCAUUGACUUUGAUUUUAUUGGACGCCCGAAGUGUCCUGCAAAUGGCGAUGGCCCAAGUACCAGGUGGCGAUACAUCCACAGGAUCAGAAUUAGAAAUUGAAACAUGCAAACAGGCUCUGGGAAUGGAGUCUGGCUCCAUCAAUGAUUCCCAAAUAACCGCCAGCUCUGCUCAUGAUAUAGGAAACGUGGGACCCCAACAUGCCAGACUGAAGGUGGACAACAACGGAGGAGCUUGGUGUCCCAAGCACAUGGUAUCCCGAGGUCUAAAUGAAUAUCUCCAAAUUGAUUUGCUGCAGGUGCAUAUGAUAACCGCGGUUCGCACCCAGGGCCGGUUCGGCAAAGGUCAGGGUCAGGAGUACACCGAAGCCUACGCCGUCAAUUAUUGGAGGCCGGGCUUUGAUAAAUGGAUACAGUGGAAGAACAGUCAUGGGAACAAGAUACUGCCCGGCAAUAUAAACACCUACAGCGAGGUGGAGAACGUGUUGCAUCCCAGCGUCUUUGCCUCGAAGGUGCGCAUCUAUCCCUACAGCCAGUACGAUCGCACCGUCUGCCUGCGUGCCGAGAUAGUCGGCUGCCUCUGGAAAGAAGACAUUGUGGCCUACAGUAUUCCCAAAGGUGCCCAGCGUGGUAUGGAAAUUGAUCUUUCCGACAAGACCUACGAUGGCCAGGAGGAAGGUGAUCGCUAUGUGAACGGUUUGGGCCAAUUAGUAGACGGUCAAAGGGGCAAGGAUAACUUUCGAGCGGAUAUUAGUGGCUUAGGAAAAGGCUAUGAAUGGGUUGGUUGGCGGAAUGACACUUUACAAGGAAGACCUGUGGAAAUCACAUUCGAGUUUAGAAAUGUUCGAAAUUUUAGUUCUGUGAUAAUUCACACUAACAAUAUGUUUUCCAAGGAUGUCCAGGUGUUUGUUCAUGCCAAAGUGUAUUUCAGCCUAGGCGGGCAGAAGUUCACCAGGGAGCCUGUGCAAUUUUCUUAUAUGCCAGAUCAGGUUCUGGAUCAUGCCCGAGACGUGACUAUAAAGUUGCAUAAUCGGAUAGGACGGUAUGUGAGACUGCAUUUGUACUUUGCCGCCCGUUGGAUGAUGCUCAGUGAGAUUACUUUUAUAUCAGUCUCUGCUGUCGGAAAUUUCACAGAUGAGGAGCUGCCUUACGUAUCUUCGUCGGGGGAUCCCAAGGAACCCGAAACUUCAGAGUAUCCCUUACAACGCGAUGAAGUUGGAAGGGCUUUCAGCACCGACAGUGAUCGAAGACAGCAAAAUACACAAGUUAUCUCUCCAAAACCCAUUGACCACCACGAACCGGGUUCCAGUUUUAUUGGCAUUAUAAUCACAGUGCUGGCCACAAUUAUAUUUCUACUCGCCGCCAUUAUUCUGCUGAUAGUGGCCAGAAAAAAACGGGGAAGGAGCAAUGUUUUAGACGCAUUCCAGCACAAUUUCAACCCGGACACGCUCGGCGACGUGGAUAAGCGACUGAGCGGCAACGGUGUCCUAAAGGUGGUCACAACAAUGGAUGACAAUGAGUCCUCCAUUGACAAGAAUAGUCUGUACCACGAACCCUUCAACGUUAACAUGUACACCAGUACAGCCAGUGCCUGCUCCAUGCCACGUCAGCAUGUAACACCGGACUAUACAGAUGUGCCGGACAUUGUGUGUCAGGACUAUGCGGUGCCUCAUAUGCAGCAGCUUCUGCCCAACUCCACCUCCGGUGGGUCGGCAGCUGGGACAGCGGCUGGGACGGGGGCCGGGGCUGGGUUUGUGGCAGAAGCGAUUGUUGCUGGUGGCAACGCGAGGACGCGAAACCCUCUCAGUGCUCCCCAGUACCGGGCGCCAUCCCCAGGGCCCCCGCCGCCCGAGAAAUAUUAUGCAGCCACGCCAAUUUACAACAAACCAAUGUCCAUGCCAGUGCCGGGAUCCCAAAGCAGCGGGUCGCUGAGCCUCAGCUCCUUGACUACAGUGGCGACCACGCCCACCACAGGGGGCACUACCGUGGGAGUGGGUGGUACUAUGGGCAUGGGCAUGGGUAUGGGUAUGGGCAUGGGAUUAGGAAGCAAACCGCAUCAUUACAAUUUGGAAAUGAGUGCUAAUUCAGAGGAUAUUAACGAAGAGCAGGCCAAUUGCCAAGUGCAAGAGUUUCCACGUCAGUCGCUGGUUAUUGUCGAGAAGCUGGGCUUCGGCGAGUUUGGAGAGCUGCAUUUGUGCGAAACCAACGUUUUGGAUGCCACCCUGGUGGCUGUGUCCACCCUGCGACCCGGGGUCGGUGAUCUCAUGAUCCAGGAGUUCCGGGGCAGAGCCAAGCAGCUGGCCCAACUCAGUGAUCCCAAUGUGGCUAGGCUGGUGGGUGCCUGCCUGAAGGACGAGCCAAUCUGUAUGGUGCAGGACUAUUCGCACUGCCUGGGCGACUUGAACCAGUUCCUGCAGGAGCACGUGGCCGAGACGUCCGGCUUGACGGCCAACAAGACUCUCAGCUAUGGCUGUUUAGUCUACAUUGCCACACAAAUUGCAUCGGGCAUGAAGCAUUUGGAGCACAUGAAUUUCGUUCAUCGGGAUCUGGCAUCCAGAAGCUGUAUUAUUGGCUCAGAACUAAGUGUCAAAGUAUGCUCCAUUGGAACUGUGAUAUAUCGCUCGGCCUAUUCAUCCGAUUAUUGUCAGUUUGAAGCCAAAAAUGGCAGACAAUCUCAACCGUUACCGAUUCGCUGGAUGGCCUGGGAGAGUGUCCUAAAGGUAAGAUUAUUUUUAGACAAAUGUAUUCAUUUCUAUAAUCCAAACUUGUCUUUUUUUAAGGAUAAAUUCACUACGAAGUCAGAUGUUUGGUCCUUUGCCGUUACCUUAUGGGAAAUAUUGACAUUCGCCAGGGAGCAGCCGUACGAGCACAUGUCGGACAAAAAUGUUAUUGAAAAUAUUGGUCACAUCUACGAGAACGACAAAAUGCAUGAACUCUUACACAUGCCCACCAACUGUCCUCGGGAAAUUUAUGACCUUAUGUGCGAGUGCUGGCAGCGGAACGAGUCAAGUCGGCCCAGUUUCCGGGAGAUACAUAUGUUUUUGCAACGAAAGAAUUUAGGUUUUAAGCCUACCAAUCACGAUCUAACAUAUUAAAUUUUUAUCAAAUUUUUAGGUUUUCAAAGUCACGAGCAAAAAAUAAUUUACAUGAAUUAAUAAUAAUUAAUUAAGAUUAGUAUUAUAAAGAAAAUAUUGGGACUCUAAUGCUUUUAAAAGCGAGAGCAACGAUUGAUGAAAAUCAUUAGAAUAUGAUAAGUAUUUGAUGCAAAAAUAAGUAAACAUAAUUUUCACAAAAUUGGAUAAACAGGAUCAUAGUUAUCAUAUUUUUGCUUAAAGAAAUGCCACCACAAACUUUUCUUUAGUAUAGCAGCUUCGGUAAUCGUAGGGUAUUUUAAGUAAUAUUUAAAAUAGAAUUACAGUUUACAAAACAAUGUUUGAAAGCUGAACUUUUAAUUGAGCAACAUCGAUUUUCCAAACGGGGUUGGAAGCCCCUUUUUAGACGGGCUUUUAAAAAAUCACAUAUCCCAACUGUCAACUCAAAACAAACGAAUAGAAUUUAUAAAAAAUACAAAGAAAAGAUUAUACAUAUAAAUGUACCUAUCGCUCUCCACCUCCCAAUCUUCUAGUUUUUGCUUUAAAUAUUUAAAUGUAUAUGAAUAAAUUAGGUACACUUGCCUAAACCUCUCCCCAUUUCCAAUGACAAUCUAUCCCAACCCAAAAUCUAAUUUUGGUGUUGGGGCUCUUUAAAUAUGAAAUAUAAUUAAAACCUGCGUAUAAUUUCGACAAUAAAAACUAAAAAAAAUGAAAUUUAAUUUAUUAUAGAAAUGCUUUAUAUAGGAGAACCCAUCCUAGGAUAACCUCAAUCAUUUAGUUACAAAUAUAACCUAUGAACAAGUCAAUUAGACUCAUAUCAAAAAUACCUACUGUUUCGUUUCGAUGUAUCUUGUGCCUUCUGCUGCUAUCAAUCAUCUGAAAAAUCAGAAAAAUAUUAUUUUUGCAUUCUCUUAAACGCUUUAAAAUGGUUUCGCUGUAAAAAAACAGAACUAUAAAUGUAUAAAAAUUAAGAAUUAAAGUCUAAAUUUAGGCAGCUCAGAAAUUUAAAAAGGUAGUCUCACUUAUAAUAUAUGUAUGCUUUAUUCAUUAAAGUUAGGUUCUAUUGCAUAGGCUUAGACUAAAGUUUAAAGAUUUAAUCAUCGUAUUAUUUACAAGCUAUAUAAAAGUUUGCAAAACUAGUUAUUAAUCACAAAAGUGUAAAAUAAAGUAAUUGGAAAAUAAACAAUGUUUGGAAAACACAGCAAUAUGUACACCCUUACAGUUGCUAAACUUAGUUGGAUGGGUUUGAAAUGUAAAUAAAAAUACAAUUAUUUUGUCUUGAAAAUUAAACCCCGAAAAUCUAGGCACAUCAAAUUAAUUUUUUCAAAUACUAAUAAUUAUAAAGUAUUGAAUUGACAGCUACAAAUUAUGAAUAUUUUUAAGUAAAAAAUGUAAGUAGGAAUUAAGUGCAAAAAUAAAUACAGCGUAUGA